Messenger RNA from Scophthalmus maximus (turbot), 2501 nucleotides. It is a transcript of the gene mettl25, whose product is annotated as methyltransferase like 25. NCBI's taxonomy places the organism in Eukaryota, Metazoa, Chordata, Actinopteri, Pleuronectiformes, Scophthalmidae. The record is from RefSeq and is a predicted model, not a curated record. Bases 46 to 1881 code for a protein of 611 amino acids. The transcript has 12 exons.
GACUGGUAAUGCCUUGACGUGGAUCAGCAGCGGGCGACUUCUCCCAUGCGUCAGGCAGGUCUGCUUCAGUCUGCUGUGUGUUUAAACAUGUCCUCCUCCUCCCCACCGCCACGCAGCCUCGCGGAAAUCCAGCGGCGGAUAGACGACGUCAAGCGGUUUCUCUCCAUGACCCUGAGAAUCGCCAACGCGCACACGGUGGAGUUUUACACUCACGACGUGUGGGAACGGUUCGUGGCGGUGUCACCGGAGGAGGUGCUGUCAGCCGUUAGGCCCGGGAGUGGCCGGCAGGGGGCGCCAGAGCCUAAAGGAAAAGAGCCAUCGGGAACCACAUUUGGAUUUUCCCGUGACACAAAUCGGCUCGCCGAUACACAUGAACUUUUUCAGGCAGCCAAGGCCCACUCACUCCCGGGCCUCGGAGUCUGCUGGAGCAGGGACGAGCUGCUGCAGGUCCUCAGGGAGGACGGGUCUGAAUAUGGCGCUCCACCAGCAGAGACAGGUAGCAGACGUGAUGAGCUGGUGCCAGAUGAGUUUAUGAACUCUAAGAAAUCCCACGAGGUGCAGUCCAUGUCCGAGGUGGUGUCCUGUUUGGCCCAGCACUGUGGAGUCAAACAGGUGAUAGACGUGGGCUCAGGGAAAGGCUACCUGAGUUCUUUCCUGUCGCUGCAAUAUGGCCUCCGGGUGUACGGCAUCGACUCCUCCACCACCAACACCCAUGGGGCCCAGGAGAGGAACAGGAAGCUGAAGAAGUUCUCCAGAGUCUACCAAAAACACACCAAGGCAGUGAGGGCACAGGGAGGGGCCCCGAGUUCACCUCAGGAGGAGUCGGUCGAAAUAAAACCCGGAACAAAUGCAGACUAUGGCGUUUUAUGUGGUGCUGGGGGAGGAAUUAUGUCACAGGAGGAAGAGAAGGUUCUAACUGUAUCAUCAGAUGUCAGCCCUGUAGUUGAAACACAUUUGGAAACUGAGGAUCUUUUCCUCGGCGCCCUGUCGGUGGAUGUGAUACAGACUACACCCCCCAGAAUCUCCCCCAGCCACCUGAGCGCUGAGGAGAGGGAGAGGAGGAAGAGGGAGAACCUGGAGAGGAAAGCUCUGAACAGGACGGAGAGCGCCAGUACCGUGUUCUCACCGCUCACAUCUUACGUUACUGCGGAAACGGAGCUGCGAGAGCUCAUCAGCGAGCUGGAGGAUGCGGUCUUGGUCGGCCUGCACACGUGUGGCGACCUGGCUCCCAGCACCCUGAGGAUGUUCGUGGCCAAACCGGAGCUGGCUGCAGUCUGCAGCGUUGGCUGCUGCUAUCACCUGCUGUCUGAGGAGUUUGACCCCGCCGAACAGGAGCCCUUGCACAGAGUGUGCGGUUUCCCGCUGAGUCAGUACAUCCGCAACCAGUCCUGGUUCUGCGGCAGGAACGCCAGGAUGUCUGCGUGUUUGGCACUCGAGAGAGUUUCCCUCGGCCAGGGGAUUCAGAUGGAGUCUCUGUUCUACCGCGCAGUCCUUCAUGUUAUUCUGAGGGAUCACUAUGGCUCCUACAAAAGUGAGAAGCGAGUCGGGAAUGUCUACUCCAAGGCUAAGUCGUUCGUGGACUACGUUCGUCGAGCUCUGCGCAGGCUGGAGCUGGAUGAAUCGAAGCUGUCUGACGACGACAUCCAGGUUUACCACGACACACACAGGCCGCGAAUGGACGAGAUGCACGCCUUCAACAUGCUGAAGGUGAUGCUGGCUCCCUGCAUUGAAGGUCUGAUUCUCCUGGAUCGCCUGUGCUAUCUGAAAGAGCAGGAGAACACAUCUCUCUCGGCGCUGGUGCAGCUCUUUGAUCCCCUGCUGUCUCCGAGAUGUUACGCUGUCGUCGCGCUGAAGACUCGUGGAAACACAAUCGCGCGCUGAUGAACUCAUACAUAUGCACACGAUUACAUCGCGCUGAUUGAAGGGGGUCAUGAUUAUACAUGAUCACCAAUUACAUGUGAAAAGUGACUGUUUAAUGCUUGUUUUAGUCACAUGAGUGAUUUCAUCCAAAUUGGGUAAUUUAUUUUCGCCGUCUCCGUAUCAGGUUCAGCAACAUCUUGUUUUUAUUUCAUACACUUUACUGUCUUUGAUGAAAAACAAAUGUUGGGUAUUUUUUUCCGGGCCCCGGUCCUUGACCUUGUGCUCCCCCCUCGGAGGACGACACAUGAAAACACAUGUUUUAAAACACCUGGAAAAACUGUCGGCUCCGUUUGAUUGAAUUAUAGCCAUUUUGUCUUUUGUCUGUAUGUUCGAGUGACUCUUGAGAAAACACUUGAUUUUAAGGAGCCUCCCGGGAGACGGGGAGCAUCACGGGACUUCGGGAGACUUGGAUCACUUCUGUUGACAUGUCUGGAAAGCCAAUUUCUAGGCUCGCAAACCGGAGGCAGUAGGGAAAACCAUAGACAAGGCAAGAGGCGCCCUUGAUCCCUUUUUUUUUGUUGUUGAAUCUUUAAUUCUGUUCUGCUCUGUCCCUGCUCAUUUAAUAAAUCAUUCUCUUUUCA